AUGGCCUCAGACUCUCAGGUUUUAAUGGAAGACAAAUCUGGUGUUAGAAUCUUCACCCUAAACAGACCAAAGCAACUGAAUGCUCUAAACUCCAACAUGUUAUUGAAUUUUUCCCUUAUCACUCGGUUGACGCAAUUAUUCCUAGCAUAUGAGGAAGACCCUAAUGUGAAACUCGUCAUCCUAAAGGGUCAGGGAAGAGCCUUUUGUGUUGGUGGCGAUCCUACCUGUUUUUCGUGAUAUCAUCAUACAAGGUAUAUAGCACCCUCCCAUCUUUCUUUUCCUGCUUACCUUUCAGCUUCUAAACACUCUUCUCUAUUUUCGAGGAUUAGGAAAGUCAUGGAGAGUCGGUGCCGAUUUCUUCUCAGAACAAUACAAGCUCGACUAUGUCAUGGCCACGUAUAGCAAAGUUCAGGUAUGUUGAAGUGGAAAAGCGAAUAUA
This is a messenger RNA of Brassica napus (rape), 439 nucleotides long. RefSeq names its product probable 3-hydroxyisobutyryl-CoA hydrolase 3. NCBI's taxonomy places the organism in Eukaryota, Viridiplantae, Streptophyta, Magnoliopsida, Brassicales, Brassicaceae. The transcript is spliced from 4 exons. Gene Ontology annotation, molecular function: 3-hydroxyisobutyryl-CoA hydrolase activity. The record is from RefSeq and is a predicted model, not a curated record. Gene Ontology annotation, biological process: L-valine catabolic process. The coding region runs from base 1 to 237 and encodes 78 amino acids.